CCCCAGAGCACAAUUCCAGGAUCCAAGAUACUUGGAGCUCUUCUGCUUACGAAAAUGGCUCCACCGUCUAACAAAUCGCGCAAAUUGCUGGAUGACAGCUCCAGCGACUCGGAAGAUGAAUCUGGCGGCGUUCCGAUCAGCAACGAGGAUGUCGUAUUCAAGAUCAACGAGGAUUAUGCUCGUCGCUUUGAGCACAACAAGAAGAGAGAAGAAAUGCAACAACUGGAGUCAAAACUAGGCAAGUCCUCGGUACUUGGCAAACGUCGUGAUCGCGACGGAGAGGAUGAGGGAUCUGAAGAAGAAUCGUCUUCGGAUGAGGAAGAGGACGAUUUUGGAGAGCUGGCUACCGAGGCCGUGGAUGCUGAGAUUAUGGACACUAUCAAGGCGAUUCGCUCCAAAGAUCCCCGGCUGUACGACCCGAAUGCCAAAUUCUUCACCAAACUCGACGAGGAGGAACAACCGCAGAACGCCGAGAAGAAGGAAAAGCCAAUGACCCUCCGCGAUUACCACCGGGAGAACCUACUCAGCGGCGCCAACUUGGCUGACGAGGAAGAGACGAGCAGUGCGCCCAAAACCUACGCCCAAGAGCAAGCAGACCUGAAGAACGCCAUCGUCAAAGAAAUGCACGCUGCUGCAGGCGAUGAGGAUGCGUCUGAGAAGGAAGAGGAAGAUGAUUUCCUUGUCGCCAAAUCCAAGCCCGAGUCGUUCCCUGAAACCAAGACAGAAGCCACCCUCGACGUCGAAACCGCCGACAAGGAUCCGGAGACGUUCUUAUCCAAUUUCUUGUCGUCAAGGGCAUGGAUCCCCGCUGGCAGAUCGGAACUUCAACCUUUCGAGUCUGACGACGAGGAAGAGGACGAGCGGGCAGAGGCAUUUGAGGAGGCGUACAACUUCCGGUUUGAGGACCCCAGCAAGAUGAAUGCUACUCUCAUGACCCAUUCUCGUGACGCCACGAAUCAGCAGUCCGUCCGCCGGGAGGAAAAGAGUAUGAGGAAGAAGCGCAGAGAUGCAGAGCGGGAGCAGAAGGAGCAGGAAAAGAAACAGCGUGAGAUUGAAAAGAACCGCCUUCGCAAGCUCAAGAUGGAAGAGCUCCAAGAGAAGGUUGAGAAGGUCAAGGAAGUUGCUGGUAUCCAUGCAACCGAGUUGAACGAUGAAGACUGGGCCCGCUUCUUGAAUGAGGCCUGGGACGACAAGGACUGGGAGGCCGAAAUGCAAAAGCGGUUCGGUGAAGACUACUAUGCCGAGAAGGAUGCCGAGAGCAAGAAACACCCCAAGAAGCCUACAUGGGACGACGACAUCGACAUCAAAGACCUCGUGCCGGACUUUGACGAUGAGGAGGAGAAGCCCGCCGUGGCCGAUUCUGAUGUUGAGAUGGAAGACGAGCGGGAAGGUGAGAAGAAGAGCAAGGCGCAGGAGAGGAGAGAUCAGAAGCGGGAAGCCCGCAAAGAGCGCAUGCGUAUCGAGGAGGCUGUGGACCGCAAUCUGGAUCUGGACAUCGGCUUGCUUCCUGGAGCAACCAAGAAGAACGCUACUGGGUUCCGCUACCGCGAGACCUCCCCUCAGAGCUUCGGGCUUACUGCACGGGAUAUUCUCAUGGCCGAUGACACUCAGCUCAACCAGUUCGCAGGCCUGAAGAAACUUGCUUCAUUCCGUGAUCCGGAGAAGAAGUACAAGGAUCAGAGGAAGCUGGGUAAGAAGGCUCGCCUUAGGCAAUGGCGCAAGGACACCUUCGGUGAUGAAGAUGGUCCCAGAAUCUCCGAUGAGGUCCCGAAGGUACCUGCAGCAGUCGAGGAAGCCGAGGGCAAAGUCGACAUUCGUGACGGUGAGCCCAGGAAGAAGAAGAGAAAGAGGUCGAAGAAGCACUAAAUGCAUGACCCAUGGGCUUGAAUUUGUAUAUCAUCGCGAGACCGUUGUCUUGUCUUGAGUGUGUUAAUUUCAAAAAAGUAAUUAGCGAACCUUUGUAUUUCCAUAGAUCUUAGAC
Molecule: messenger RNA, 1981 nt
Organism: Aspergillus homomorphus CBS 101889
Lineage: Eukaryota; Fungi; Ascomycota; Eurotiomycetes; Eurotiales; Aspergillaceae
Product: KRI1 family protein
Exons: 2
Coding region: 55-1866 (603 amino acids)
Biological process (GO): endonucleolytic cleavage in ITS1 to separate SSU-rRNA from 5.8S rRNA and LSU-rRNA from tricistronic rRNA transcript (SSU-rRNA, 5.8S rRNA, LSU-rRNA)
Cellular component (GO): nucleolus; 90S preribosome
Source: RefSeq, a predicted model, not a curated record